GGGACCUGUGGACUUCUAGUCUAAGGAGAUGGAGGGAGCGAUAAGAUUGAGGUGAGGGUUAUAGAUGCAGAUGCGCUGAUAAGUGGAGCCAGAGUAGGUCAUGAAGGGUGCUUUUGCCAAGGAAACACUAAGCCCAUAAAGCUGAUCCUUGAGGGGGUGAGGGGGAGGGGCUGCGGUGGAGGAGGCUGGCUAAGUCAGGGACACACAGAGCAAGUUCAAGGACAUUGGCCAUAGGUCCCUGAAGGAAGAGAGGGAGUAACCACCUAUAGGUCUUCAAUCUCUUCUUGCCCCUCUUGCCUGAACUAAAUUCUUCAAUUGGAUGGGUAGGAAUAAGUGACUUGGGUGGAGACCAAGUUGUUCCUUGAAUCGUCUCCUUCCAUUUUAGAAGUUGAACAAUUUUGAGUCUUUCCUCCUUUGGCUUUUCUCUACCUUCUGAUAAUAGUCUAUACUGUCCUGUUGUUGUCCUUUUGUCUUCUCUUUCUCCUCUACACCCCUGCAACUUUCUGCAUCAAGCGCCACUGUAGCCCCUUCCAGAGAGCGGCUUCCCCAGUUAUAGUGCCCUCAGCAGGGCAGCUGCAUCUUAGUUCCAAGCAUACCACCUCGUCGUUGGAAUCCAGGGCAUGUUUCCCACCUGCUCAUCUAGGAAGAGGAAAUAAGCAGUAUAUCGGGAUAGCACGUGAACAGCAGUUGUCAUUAGAUGGUGGGAUUGUUAGGACUUUUGUUUUUUUUUGCACUUGUAUGUGUUUUAUACUUUGCAAAAACAGAAAAAUUAAGGAAUUCCUGAUUUCUGCCUGACUCACUCCUUCUGUGGCUGGGAGUCAGGCAGGUGAACUGGUAAAGAGGGAGAAGUCAUUGACCACGAGCCCAGAUGAGUUCUUUCCACUUCACCCUGACCCUCCCACUACUGCCAUCCCCAUUCAUGUCACCGAGAGGUAGGUUUCUCUGCAUACCAGAGACUAAGAAGCUCCUCCUCCAAAAGAGCCAGGAGGAAAUUAGUGAUUUCAUUUUUUCCAUUCAUUCAUCAUUCGCUGGAUCUGCAGGUCAAUGGGUACAAGGCUGAGGUAAGUGAGGUCACUGCAUUUUUACACCUUUAUGCCACCACCAUAAAGUGCCCUUCUACAUCAUUUCCCAGUCUCCUGUCACCUGGUUUGGAGCUCAAGGAAGUAAGAGCUGGAGUGAGUCUGGCAGGCUCCACUCGAGUGUGCCUGCUAGCACACCUCCAUGGGAAGGAAUUUCGUCUCUCAUCUUAUAGGCUCAUUUCUCCAAUUCUUUCUUGCAGAGGAGUGUAUCUUCACGUACAUACCCUGACGUCUGUGUUUGCUUGCCGUUUUCUAGGAAAUGUGUAGAUGCAAGAAAGAGUGUUGUGGAUGAACCUUCCCUGUUCCUGUGCCCGGUUGGCUGCUCACAGCCCAUGUCUGUUUCUCGUUUGUCUAACAAGGACAUUGGUACUGUGUUCCCCACCUACCAUGCUCAAGUCCUCUCUGCCAGCUAGCCAACAUGUCUUACCAGUGGAGAGGACAGGCAUGCGGGCAGGCUCUCUCCAAUUUCUUUAUUUGGUCUCUUUGACCCCUUGCCGCACUGCCUUCUCUCUAUAGACUCUCCCCCCUCUACCAAGCAAGGAGCUGUCAGACACCCUUGAAACAGCUUCUCUGUGACUCAAAGUACAAGAAGAAACAAGAUAAAAGAAGGUACUUCAGCCUAGAUGUAAACAACAGGAUAAAGUCUAAGAAAAAUAAGGAAAAGAGUUUAAAAAUACCCUCUACUCAGAGACAAGAUAAUGAUCUCUGGAUCUCUUUCCUCAUGUCUUCAUUUGUUUUUGUUUUGUGUUUUGUUUUCAUUUGUUUGUAGUACAGGAGAUUGAACCCAGGCACUUGCCCAUGCUGGGCAUUUUCCCACUGAGCUACAUCUUCAGCUCCUUUAAAAGUGAACAUUUAUGAGUCAGGGUCUCACUAAAAUUCUCAACCUUGACCGAAGGCACUCUGUAAAACAGGCAAGCCUUGAACUAGUGAUUUCCUGCUGUUUCCUCUCCUCUGGGGUAACUGGAAGUGCAUGACUGUUCCACUAGCCUAGCUCUCAGCCUCUAUCACUGUGCAUCCCUGUGCACUGUGCAUGGAGUUCCAUCUCUGUCUCUGUCUCUCUGUCUCCCUGUCUUACAGGCUGUGUGUACUUUCUCCACCAGCACCUAUGCCCUAGUUCUUAUUCCCAUAUUUCAACAGACUUCAAAUUCCAUGCAGCGUACCAGGCACAUGUGUGGACUUAAGGAUACUAGUGUGUAGAAAGUCGUUGACCUCAUCUGUGCAAACCACUUCACACAGAGAAAAGCUACAUGGAAUUAUAACUCCACAGGGCAACCUUCCUGACAGCUGUCCUGCUGCUGCUACAGCUGAAAGGGGUGAGGACUCUGAAGGGCAGCACAAGCCUGGAUGAUGACAGUCAGAAAGAGAAAAUGUCCUCUGCAGACCAGGGUCAAGAGCAGUUUGAAGAACACUUUGUGGCUUCAUCAGUGGGUGAGCUGUGGCAAGUGAUGGACAUGGCCCAGCAAGAAGAAGACACGGUGGCCCAGGCAGCCACUCUCCAGGAACACCUCUUCAACCUAGCCUUCUGCUUCAACUUGGCCAGCCUUGUGAUUUUUUUAUGAGAGAUUUUGAGGUGGAGGCAGUAGUCUGGCUCCUUCCCGAGGACUUGGACACCUACCUCCGCUUUGUAAUUGCCUAGUAACCUCUUCUCCAAGAUGCCUCCUCAAAGGGCGUACCGCACUCCCCGUGUCUGAGAAGCACCUGACUUUAGGGUGCAGCCACAGAGUUUUCCCAACUCUCUCAGUGCCACUACCUGAUUGCCACCCCAACCCAGAAUUUCAUACCCCAGGGCCAAAGACACCAGACCCACACC
Messenger RNA from Arvicola amphibius (Eurasian water vole), 2889 nucleotides. It is a transcript of the gene Sofu1, whose product is annotated as LLLL and CFNLAS motif containing 1. The transcript has 3 exons. The coding region runs from base 2447 to 2638 and encodes 63 amino acids. Gene Ontology annotation, biological process: fusion of sperm to egg plasma membrane involved in single fertilization. NCBI's taxonomy places the organism in Eukaryota, Metazoa, Chordata, Mammalia, Rodentia, Cricetidae. The record is from RefSeq and is a predicted model, not a curated record.